UAGGUUUCAAGUACAUCAAAUGGAAAUGCCAAAAAAUCUACUCCAGUUGUUUGUACUGCCACCUUGUAGGUGUUUCGCAGUACUACGAUUGCACAACAGGAGAGAUCUAAGAGCUUGAGCUUCUUUGCUUUGUGGGGGGAGAGUAGCAGGAGGAGAGUCGUAGUUCGCAGUUGUUCUACUCAGAUUAAUAUAUAUAAUACCUCUCAAAAAAUGUGAUCUUGGCCGACCGAGAACCGUGGCACUGCGCCAAUCCAUUGUUCUCACUAUUGCGGGCGGGGGUCGCGCGCCCAAUUUUUGCCAAAUUCGCCCCUGGCCGAGAAGAGUGACGGCACGCGAGGUUCAGCGUCAAAGAGAAUACCCAGCGGCAGUCGUCGACCUCAAGUUGUACUAGCUGCCCUCACGCACAAUGUUGCAGUCUAGCAGGGUCGCCCAUGCGCGAAGAGGGGAAGCUCCCCUUAUGCGGCUUUUCGGGUGGCAUCAGAAAGACGUAAGGACGAUGGCGUCCUUUUCUAUUUUAAGUCUUCAAUACAUUAUUUUGAAUAUUACAUAGCCCUCCUCGAAAAAGUCAAGACGGCCUAAGUUUCUAUACUGAAAGAGCAGCCGCACCACACAUCCACACGAGCCACAGAUUCUCUUACGCGUUCUUUUCUUUGACUGGUUUUUGCAAAUGCAGCACGAGAGACAUCGAAUAUUUACAGGGUGGUCCCAACUGGCCUGCGCGACCUGGUCCGAUCAACUGUGUGACCGGGGAUCUUCCGUACCGGCACAAAGAAAUGGGUGGCUACUUCGUCUUUCCCGGGCAGGCUCCAUACUCGCUCAUCAACGCCAUGCGAGGCAUCCAACCUAUGAUCGGGCACCCGAAGCUGCUCGAUCACAACCACAAAGUCGCAAGAAUGACCUACGACUUGACCAAGCACUUCAACGCGCAAGGUACAACCACUCUGAUUUUGCAAAUUAAUAAAUUGUUUUGUCGCGCCGGCCGAUGAACAUGAAAUGGUCCUUUCAGUUCCAGAGUUGAUCGACUUCGACAGCACUGCAGCUCUGGAGAUAAAAAUUUCCGACCCAACACUUGUACCCCAGACCGAUACCACGCCCUGUCUUUGAAGCAGUACUGGCAGCUGAUGUUUGUGCAGGCUUACAACGAGCGAUAUUGGCUCUGGGCGGUAAUGAUGCCACUUUCCGCGAUUGCCUUCAACUUCAUGUUUUUCGUUCGCCGAGAACCUCCAGAGCACUACUGCGACUCCGAAGAGUAUAAGUUGAUUUCUUGGUGCGCACUUCUGUGAUGGAAGCUGAGCAGGCACUUUUGUGUUCGUGCUUGUUACGCUCCUCCGGAUAUAGGCAUAUGUUGAACUUUGUCUACUUUGAAACCGUCCAAAUAGCCGGCACAGUAUUCUGAUUUCUCGAUUUACAGUCGUCCAUGAUUGAAGAUUUUGAUAUGGCAAUAUUGGUACGCUCCUGAUGCCAAUGUAGCUGCCUGUCGUUCUGGUCUCCAGGUAUUGGUACAAUUUCGAUCUGUAUGCGUACGGAAAGGAGCUUGAUCACCACGCCAUCGACCACAUGAUCGAGGCCCGGCUCGCAAACAAGUGGGGCUACGUGGAUCCGCACACCGCUCAUCAUUAGGGGUCUUGGAUGCACGUUGAACGUGAAGGGCGCGCUGCCGGGAUACGCCAAUUGCUUUCCUUUCUGUGGUUCGUCGGUCCAUCAUGCGCUACGCCCCAUCAUUCGAAAUAUGGACAGAAGUGCACGAACAAGUUUCACUCGUACUUGUUCCACUUCUGCUUUCGCACGUCGUACAAGUGCUGGUGGGCACUUCUACCGCGGCAGAUUAUCGAGAUCAUCAUCAAGAUGAAGAUAUACUUUAGAUUGGAGCUGAUGAAAAAAGAAAAACCAUUGUCGUGACAAGGACAUCUUAUUAUGAUCGACGGACACGGGCGGGCUGCCCUUGACCGAGUAGAAAACUGCGCCACAGGUGAUCGUUGUCGUGUUUACUUUCUCUGUUGUGCUUCUCAUGGCGUCUUCGGCAGCAUUGUCUUCGUGUUCGGGCGGGGGAAAGAACUUUUUUUGUUUAUUGAAAGAUACUGACCGCUACAUACCACUUGGACAUAAUAUUUAUUGUCCGCUCCAACAUCCUCAACCAAGUCCAUGUCCAAGAGCAAGAAUCGAAUACCCUUUAU
This is a messenger RNA of Amoebophrya sp. A120, 2174 nucleotides long. The record is from the annotation of a GenBank genome assembly. Lineage: Eukaryota; Dinophyceae; Syndiniales; Amoebophryaceae.